UGCGCCGACGGUCACACAGGAGGGACGCGGCGCCCGGAGCUCCUGAACGGUCCAAUGGAGACAGUAAAGGUCAAGGAGGACCCUGACAUGCGACUGAAGCCCAGCACGGUGAUAGCCAGCGACCCACACCGACACCGGAUCAGAGGGCGCCGCGAGUCGGGCAGCGCGGACGCCGUCGGGCCCGCCGACCCGUCCCGCAGCGCGGCCAGCACCGUGGUCUCGUCGCCGUACACGCCCAACAUCAACAAACUCGCGCUGAACGGCGUCGCGGCGCCGGCGCCGGCCGGCCGCGUCGGCACCCCCUCGCCGCCUGAGCCGGACCUGCCGCCGCUGCGCCACCUCAGCAAGCUGAAGCGCUUCCUCACCACGCUGCAGAAGUUCGGACUGGACAUCUCCGAGGAGGUCGGCGAGCGCGUCAGAGGCCUCAUCCUCAGCCUGGUGAACGGCACGCUGACCAUCGAGGAGUUCCACGGAGCGCUGCAGGAGGCCACCCACUACCCGCUGCGGCCGUUCGUGGUGCCGUUCCUGCGCGCCAACCUGCCGCUGCUGCAGCGCGAGAUGGCGCACCACGCCCGGCUGGCCAAGCUGACGAUGCAGCAGUACCUGCGACAGCACGAGUACAUGCUGGUGGACCCCACCUACACGGCCCACGAGCCAUCAGAGAUCUUCAGCGCCGAGGCGCACGACCUGCGCAAACGCAAGUCCUCGGACAGCCUGGCCGAGGGCGGCGCCGACGCGCGGACCUACUCGCCGCCGCUGAAGCGGCACCACAGCAGCGGGCUGCACUCGCCGCCGUUCAGCGGGCACCUGCCGGCGCUGAACGGUGACGCGCGGCCCAUGGCGCUGAGGGCCGUCAGCCCGCGAGACGAGGAGCGCAAACCGGCCGACUCGGACGAGUGGAAAAACAUCCACGUGAUGCUCAACUGCAUCCUCAGCAUGGUGGAAAAGACGAAGCGGGCGCUGACGAUGCUGCAGCAGCGGCCGGCCGACGGCGGAGACGCGACGCCCUGGACGCGCGCCCACGAGCCCUCCGACAUCCGGCGGCAGGCCAGCGAGAUCAUGGCGCAGACCGUGAAGGCCACCGAGGAGAGGGUGGCCGAGGUGCGGCGGCGCGCAGAGGACGCCGUGAACGAGGUGAAGCGCCAGGCGGUGUCGGAGCUGCAGAAGGCCGUCACGGUGGCCGAGGCGCGCGCCUCCGAGAUCGUCUCGGCCGAGCGGUGUCGUAUCGAGGCGCUGCUGGCCGAGGCGCGCAAACUGGGAGCCGAGGAGGCGCUGGCCGCCGCCGGCAAACAGAGCGACGGCUCUGAGAACUGCUGGAACUGCGGUCGGAAGGCCACCGAGACGUGCAGCGGCUGCAACUCGGCGCGCUACUGCGGCUCCUUCUGCCAGCACAAGGACUGGGAGAACCACCACAAGCGGUGUGUGGCCGGGCCGGCGCCGGAGCGCGUCAAAACGCCGCCGGAGCGGCACAGCGAGCCGGCGGCCGCGGAGCCGGCGGCGCCGCGCUGAGCCGCCCGCGGGGGGACGGCGGCGCCGCGCUGAGCCGCCCGCGGAGCCGGCGGCGCCGCGCUGAGCCGCGGUCCCCGUGUUUAUCUCGGUCUCACGUUAGUCGCUGGAGCGCCGGUGGUGGAGUCUGUAAGGCACACGGCCAGGGAAACGACCGGCCGGCAGGGGCCCAGCGCGGACAUUCAGCGGCCGGGGAAUCUGAACGCUGUAUAUUUGGCCGGGCCGCGCAGUGCUGUGUAGAUAGGACCCGCAAUUGUUACCGGUAGCGCGCGUCGAGCCAUCACUCGGACAUUUCCAACACGUUUCAUCGUUCAUUUUCUGAAUGUGCUGGCCGGUCGGCGGUCACUCGGUGCGGGCUGCGGCCGCCGAUGGCUGCUCGACGCCGGGCACAAACUGGGAGCGGGGCCGGGCGGCGGCGCCCCGCCCAGCAUGCAAUACGGUGUGAUAGCGCCCGGCGCACCGGCCGACCACCUACUCUGUAUGCGUCGGUGCGCGUGUGCGUGUGUGUGUGUGUGUGUGCGUGUACCGGGCACGCGCCCAGCGUCUAGUCAAAUGGCACGGCGAGCGAGGCUGACUCGCGCCAAUGUUAUAAGUACAAUAUACGAAGUAAAUGUGAACACCGUA
Molecule: messenger RNA, 2130 nt
Organism: Amphibalanus amphitrite
Lineage: Eukaryota; Metazoa; Arthropoda; Thecostraca; Balanomorpha; Balanidae
Gene: nvy
Product: protein CBFA2T3-like
Exons: 10
Coding region: 55-1509 (484 amino acids)
Biological process (GO): negative regulation of DNA-templated transcription; DNA-templated transcription
Cellular component (GO): nucleus
Molecular function (GO): transcription corepressor activity
Source: RefSeq, a predicted model, not a curated record